Molecule: messenger RNA, 19818 nt
Organism: Xyrichtys novacula (pearly razorfish)
Lineage: Eukaryota; Metazoa; Chordata; Actinopteri; Labriformes; Labridae
Source: the annotation of a GenBank genome assembly
GGUGAUUGGCUAUUACUCUCCUCGCAGCAGACUACAUGGGGGUCUUGGCAACGAACGAGGAGGGAGGGGAUAUUUUAAUGGCUGCCAGUAGCGCUACAGAUUGCAAAAAGUCCGGAUUAUCCACUGUAUUUAGACUUCAGUAGCCGAAGGAGGUAUCCGGUCGCACUUCUUCGGUGUCGACAGUUAUUCUGGAUGUAUAUUCGUGUUGAAGUUGCAUUCGUAGAGCUGUUGCUUGUGCGCUUCUCGGACUUUACCCGCUUGAUUUGUGCGCGAGUGGGAGAUCAGGCCCGGCCGGCUGGCUAAAAAACAAGCGGACGCUUAGCUAGUCUGUGGAGUUGAAAGGUAACAGUAUGUUCUUCUGCUCUUUUCCGCGCUAUGUCUCCUAAACGUUUCCAAUUUUUUAAGUUGCACAUGUUAAAGAGCGUGGCUCGUAUUUAAAAACUAAAACUUAAACCUUUCACGCAGUCGGGUGAGAAAUGUAAACAUAUGACCAACGUUAGCUCAGGUUAGCAGUUGAGGAGCUAACGGCUAAUUGCUAAGUUUACAGUAACUUUGCAGACUGGAGUAGGCCUAGCUUUUGUAAACCAACACAGUUAAGUCAACUGUACUGCAUGCAUGGCGUUAGUUUGUGUGUUUUAAAGCUUAUUCAUUUUUAACUAAAAGUCAUCCAUGUCGCUUCCGCUCACUAUUAUUUUGAUCCUAUUCGACCGACAGCGCCACAGCUUGAGCUAACGAGCUAGCUAUGCUAAUAUUCUGUGCUAACAACCAGUACUUGACACAUGACCCGGGAGCUAAUACUAAGUUAAUUCUUACAGCCUCUUCUCUGGAUUGUUAAAAAAGCUCUCCUCUUUCUAAUCUUAAUCUUGAUCGUCAUUCACGCUCACCAGCUUCGAUUCUUACCUCGUUUAACCUGUGCUCUAGCUGACAUAUGUUAGUAUUUUUUUAACGCUGUUUUCGAUGUUGAAUGCUCAAUUACGUUGUGUCUCUUUUAACAGGGAAUAUGUAACAUAAAGCAACCAUCAUGACAUCCAGAUUUGGUAAAACGUACAACCGUAAGGGAGGCGAAGCUAACUCUAAAUUUGAAGAGGUCUUCUCUAAUAAAAAGCCCACGCUGACCACCAAAUGGGGAGAGACCACCUACAAGGCACAGCUGGGGGCUAAAAGGACCCUUGUUAAACCUGACGUGUCUGAGCUGACCAAGAGGCCGAGGCUUGAAGACAGUGACAGUGAAGAGGACCCAUUUGGAUUUGACAGUGAUGAUGACUCCAAGACCGAGACCUCUCAUGGUGUGGUGCAGGCAGAAGUCAAGGAAGGUGAUGUGAUAAAGAAGACUGCAGUGCAGGGCACGGCCACACUUGUGACUUCCACACAGAAAUCUGCCACUUCAGCAGCCCUUGCUACAAGUAAGUAAUUAAUACUUUCUGAGCAACCCUGUUGUUGUAUGUCAAAACAGUUUAUUAAAUCUCUCUCCCCCUAUCUCUCUGUAUUCCUCCCCAACCCACGGGCAGCAGCCUGGUGAGUCUGGUCCUACCCAAGGUUUCUGCCUGUUAAAAGGAAGUUUUUCAUUGCCACUGUUACUCAUGUUAGAUGAAAUGGGCCAAAUCCCAUCUUAGGUUGGGAUCUUGAUAAUUCAUCAAACAAUGAGUGUCUUUGUCUUUGGAAAGCAUCUUGGGAUGACGACUGUUGUGAAUUGGCGCUAUAUAAAUAAAAUUUGAUGGCGCCAAUUCACAACAGUCAUCAUCCUAAGAUGCUUUCCAAAGAAAAAGAGCAGGUCUAGACCACGCUCAUUGUUUGAUGAAUUAUCAAGACCCAACCUAAGAUGGGAUUUGGCCCAUCUCAUCUAACAUGAGUGACAGUGGCAACGAAAAAAACUUCCUUUUAACAGGAAGAAACCUUGGGUAGGACCAGACUCAUGCUGGACAGCCACUAGGCUGCUGUUGGGUUGGGGAGGAAUACAGAGAGAUGAGGAGAGAGGGCAGGGGGAAAGAAAGAGAACAAGAGAGACAGUAGGAGACAAGGGUGAAAGAGAGAGACAGGGGGCAGCAGCAACAUUAAAACAACAGCAACAAAAGCUCAUGUACUGAUGAAACUAAAUUCCCCAGUUUAUAUACCACCUGCUGUGUAACUUUUUGUGUCACAUCUUUUAUAUUUUUGUUUCUUAUGACUGCUUUAUCAUCAACAUUUACUUUUUUAUUCAUGGUUUAGUAACUUUUAUGGCACUGCUCUGUUUGAUUGUCUGAAUUCUUCUUUUUCAUUCACAGCUAAGCAAACAACUGAGGUGAAGGUUGUCAAGAAUAACCAGCCCUGGUACAAAAGUACAUCAGAUAGCAACCAAAAAUCUGCAUGCACGGCCUCUUUGUCAAACACAGUCCCCUCUGUCGAUCAGAACCUCUCUGUGUCUCAGAGGCCUUUUUCUUCCUCUCCUAGCAUAGACACUACCCUUAAAUUGACCACUGAUGCACCGAGUGGUAGCAGAGACUUCCAGACCUCUUCCUCCUCUUAUGAUGGACUGCAAUCAGAGGAGAUGACAAACGCUGAUCAAGAGCCUCCACCAGAACCAGUGGACAACAUUCCCCCUUCCCCAUUUACCCUAAGAUCCUCAAACUGCAAGAAGUACCAGCGGCCCAGUAGAUCUAACAAAACAUCCUCUGAAGCAGCUGGAAGCAACAGCAGCCAGCCCACAGAAACGAGUGCCCAAGAUAAACCCAACAGUGUCCUUUCUGCUAGUGCAAGUAGUACUGCUGCCAAUACCAAACCAGCAGCCAAGCCUGCAGGCAGGGGCGGAGGGAGGGUACGGGACUACACAGUUCUGCACCCUUCAUGUCUGUCAGUGUGCAAUGUCACCAUUCAGGAUUCAAUAGAGCGGAGUAUUGAUGAUCUGGUGACUCCGGCUGCCCCUGCUGACCUGGGAGAAGCAGGUCAGAUGAAAAAGAAGACAGAUGCCCCGCCACCCAAACCUACCAGGUAACAAGUAACAGUCCAAUGUCUCACCUGGGUUUGAUAGAAAAGACACUGAAGACCAUUUUUAAGGUUUUGUAAGUUUUGUGUCAUCAUUUAGAACUUUGUAGCUCCAAGCAGAACAAUGUUUUGGCCAUGCAAACACAUUAAAAUAAGUAAGAUGUAAAUAAUACAUCCCACCUAUGUGCUUUACAGAAGCAUAUCCUUAUCUGUGCACUAAAUUAUUGUGUUGUUUGCCUUCCUGGGCCUCUAAAUAACCACUGUGACUGAAUAGAAACUUAUAUUUUCCAGAUGCUGAAGAGCGAACUGCACAAUGUAUUUUGGCACUAGUUUUUAUAUUGAUGUUAUCAAGUGCAGCUCAUCUUAAUGUCUAUUUUUAAUGCUUUGGCAUAAAGUUACACAUGGUAUUCAUAUACAUCUACCUGGGGAGCUACCAAGGCUUUUACUUAACUUGACAGUGUCACUUGCUGCUGAAGUUUUAGCUGCUGUUUCAGUUGAAUGCAUGCUGAAUUGAAUGCAAGAUCAGUACACUUCUACUGAAAUGUCAGGGUGUGCAAACAAUCUUUUUUUCAGUUUAUCACAGAUUUUAUUCCAAGAUCAUUCCCACAAAGAACAGGUUUGUUCCAUGCAUACCACAAGUAAAACACUUGGCAAGUAACAUUGGCAAUAAAAAGCUUCAUUUUAGCAAACACUGAGCAAAACUAGACACACUGGUUAAUAAGUAGGCCUUGACUUGUGCUCAAAUUAUGUGACUAAGUUCUUUGUUGAAAACAAACUGCAGGGUUACCAAAGAUACGACUAAAACUGAGGUGUAUAUUUAGAUGGAUUGAUACAUUUACUUUAAUUUUAAACACUAAAGCCAGCUCAUUGUCAACUUAAUUAUUAGUAUAAAUAUAGAACAUGGUCCUAUGUUGGUCUUAUUAGUUCAAUUUUUUUGGUGAUUUCUGGUCAGAAACAUUGUGUUUGAAGAGGUUAACUUUUUAUUUUGAUGUCUGAUUUAGUUGAGCCUCACUGAGUGCAUCCUGUUUCCGACUUCCAUUUUCUCAUAAUCUCUUUGUAAAAACUAAAAGAACAACACAAAAUAAAACCGACUGUAUUUUCUCAGGUUCAGACCCACCCAGGCAAAGACCAAGAAGACCAAGACUGAGACCAAGCUUGAGUUUUUUGGCUUUGAGGAUAAAGAGGACCAGGGGAGCGAGGAGGGUCCUGAAGGUGGCAUGGCAGGCAAGAGUAGCUACAAGAUUAAGUACUUUGGCUUCGACGACCUGAGCGAGAGCGACAGCGAUGACGAGAGUGCUCAGGCCAAAGAGAAAAAGGCCAAGAAGGUAGCUGCAGCCCUAGCAGCGCUGAGCUCCGGUGUGGACAGCCCUCAUACCAGCGACUCUCAGGACAGCCAGGCCAGCAGCAAUACAGGUGAAGCUGAUCCUUAACCUAAAGGGACACAGCCUUUUUUUUCAUGUAGUUAUUUUCUAAUCAGUAAAGCUACAACAAGGAUUUUAUUCUGUCUUUUAAAAAGCCUGAGAGAGUAGAACUAAAGAAAUAAUGCGUCCUCAUAUUGAUGUACUGAUGCUUUUUUCUUUCUGUCAACAAUUUUUUUUUCAACAGAUGCUUUUGAUUUCUCUGAUGACUCCAGUCCUGGUGGCACUGAGGGGCAGAGAGGACGCUCAGGAAAACCAGGUGACAAGUCCAAGGAAAGUGGCAGCGGAUUCAAAAAAAUAUUCAGUGGACCCAAAAAGGUGAUCAGCAUACUUGGAAAAUUAACUGUGUAUUUUUUCUACCUUAUUUUCUACCUUUCUGUCUUAAUAAACAUUUACAUGACAAAAUUCCCAGCCUAUCUAAAAAUAGACCUAGGUCAUGGCAGAGAGAAGACCAUCCGAAUGAAAUUGUACAAGAGGGUUAAAAAAAAGCCAAAAUGACUUUAAAAUAUUUGUGUGUUACUUUAAUGUUAUUCUAUGUUGCACAGUUUUGUGAGUGGGAAUUUCAGUUGUAGUCUCGAGGCUUUGAACAGCAAUGCUAAGGGUAGAGGUUAUGUCCUUGUUGAAACCAGCUGAGCUAACCGUCUGUUAAUCUCACCAACCAUGAGCUGGCUCUGGCAACUGAUGGGGUGACUGGAGACAAGACUGAGGCGGUAACUCAAGUGUAAACUUGCAACACUGGAUCAAGUACUGGUUGGGCAAGACAAUAGCUUCUGAGGCUUAAAAUAAACAGGCUGAGGCUCGUAGUUCAAAAGAUUUUAAAAACAAGUUUUAAUUUCUUUUACAUGCUGUUUCAUGAUGUGUAUACUUUUUAGACAUGCAUAUACAUUAAUUUGUUGUUUAAAAACUAGAAUGGCUGUAAUGUCUUGAAUUCAGGGGGACACUGGGUCAGUUGGACUGCUCUCAUUUUACAUUCAUGAUGUGUACAGAGGGAGAGAAAUGAAAGACAAUAGCCAAGUACAAGUAAAGCAAUAUUAUUUACACUUAAAGAUCUUUGAACAAAAAUUUAAAAAUAUAGCUUACAAGCUCUAAAAGUAAAAGUGUCUAACAGUUUUUAGAAAAUGAGGAACUUUAAUUAAGUAUUGAAAAUGCAAGACUAUCAUGUCCACCCAACACCUAUUCUGCUUGCUCCGAUUGGGGAUAAGGGGACAUGGGAGGGGGGAUGGAGCUAACCCCAGCUGUUGUUGGGGGAGAGGCAGUGUACAUAUUGAUACUUUGACAGAGAUGCACACAAUUACAAUUUACAGGCAAUAUUGAGUCCCCAGUUGUUCUAACCAGGCUGUGUUUUGACUGCGGAAGGAAGCCAGAGUGUGUGCACAUGUACGGGGAAACAUACCAAUUUCACACAAGAAAGAUCUCAGCUGUGGUCUGAACCAGGAGUCCGCUUACUGUGUUAAAUGUGCAACAUCGCUGUAUUAACACCCUGUGAUACCAAAGUCGUGUUACAUUUUAGUAGAGAAAAAUAACAUCCAGUAGGUCCAAUAGUCAGCUUCUGUGUUUCAGCACCAUCCUCAAGUAGCCAGAUCAGCUGCCUACUUUAGCUUGGAUCAAGUUUCCCUGUGAACAGUCUGUAGUCCUAAUUUGAACCCUUAUCCUGCAUAAUAGUCAUCCAGUAUGAAGAAGUUCAGUCCAAUAUUAAUCACAGUAACUGAUUUGAUUUGUGGUGUUUUAAGGAGGCCCUCAUUUGCCCUGUUUUUCUACAUUAUGUUUUUCUGUUGCUUUGGGUUAUUUGUGAUCCGUCUCCAUAAUUCUGUGUGUGUGUUCUGCUUUAACAUCAUCAACAAACUGUCUCUGCAAUAUAAAAUCUAGGUACGCAAUGUGUCAUUUUGAUGAAAUGUUUUGUGCUGCUUGGGGUCUGUUGUGCUCCCAACUGAGGCUGCUGCUUUCUUAGUUUAACUUGAUGAUUGUAGUUUGCAAUAUUUAUGUGAUAUGUCAUUUUAAACCACAAACGGAUUACACUAUGUACUAGAAUUGUAAAUGGAGAUAAAUAUUUCCUUAUAGUCUUUUGUUCUCACAGAUUUUGUUGUUUACUGUCAGCAUUGUCUUGGUGUCUUGGGAUUUUUGCAUCUGUUACUGUGACCAACAAAUGAAAAAUGUGUUUGAAACACUAAGCUCUUGUUGAUACCAGCAUUUUUUGAGCUCACAAACAUGUUCGCUGUUUUCUAGUCGCCCGCUAAAGCUGUGUACAACGCUCGCCACUGGAACCAACCUGAGCCCGAAGAGAUACCUGCACCCCCACUGUCUCGAUCUCAAACCGCUCCGGUAAGACAUUACUAUCAUGGAUAUUGUUGGUCCUGUAGUCUAAUAUAAACAAACAAGUUUUUAAGUUCAUGUAAAUGGAAAAAGAAAGUUUUAAGAGCAUGAAUGAGUGAAUUUUUGAUGUUAAAAUAUGUUUGUUUCACACAAAAAAAACAUGUUAACAGUCUAACAAGUUGUUAUGAUAAGCCAAAUGCAAGCAGCAAAUUCAGUUUACAAACAGAAUAGUUAAUUCCCUGCUGUCCACUCUGAGGAUGUUUUUAUUGGUCUCUGAGUAGUCAACAGUUUUGUUUAAUUGCACUAAUUAGACUCUCUCUGUAAACAUGGAGUUAUUUUCCCUGACAAGUAAACCUGAGUUAACUUGUAUAUUCUGCGUUGAACUCCUCCCCUGUGAAAAUUAAUGUUUGUUCAGACAAACUAAUCAGACUCUGGCAACUGGGAUUUGAAACUUGCUCCCAUUUUUUUUUCACUUUAGCACUACCUCGUCCGACAUCUGUUAACAACACUUAAUAAAAACGUGUGUGCUUAACAGACUGUUCAGCUGUGGGUAAUCUGGCAGACAUGUCAUUAAACAGAUUUCUUAACUUCAGCAUGAGCCGUAUUUCUCCACUUCUUUCUUCCCCAGGCCAUUUUAUCCAGCAGCAGCAAGGACAGCAACUCCCAUAAAGAUGACGGCUUGUUCAAAGCCCCUCCACCGCCGCCCAAAGUCAUAAAGUCAGAGACCAUACCCACACGACCCAACCAGGAUAUUGUCACGGCUCUCAAAUGCAGAAAGGAGCACAAAGAGGUGAGUGUGGAAUAGACGGAAAUGUUUUCAGACAUCUAGAGAGAAACAAAGGACAAGGAGGCAGCGACUUCAGCAGCUAGAUAUGUUAAUUUCAUGCUGUAUGUAUUUGCAUGCUGCAGAGUAAUCUCUGUCGUCGAAGGAUGAAACAAUAAAGGGAUAGCGUUUGUUUGUGACAUGUCAUACUCUCUUUUGUUUACAUGAACCCCAGCGUGGGGUUCGAAGUAGCGAAGGGAAAGGUUGCUGUUAAAUUAAACUCCCUUCCAGCUUGUGUCAUUUACAAAUGGGACUUCUGGCCCCAGAUCAGCCUAUUAGCCACAGAGCUCCUGAGGUAAUAUAGCUCUAGCAAAGCUGUUUCCACACAGUUGUGUUAUCUUUAACCCUCCUGUGCCAUGCUGAGAGCACACACAGCACGACUUUUGAUACUGGUAAACAGACCAAGUCAACGGCUGAUCAGGCUCCAAUUCCCCAUGCUGGGUUUUUAUUGAUGAAGGGUAUUAGCACAGUCAGCUAUUGCUGCUAAUGGAACCAAUGGAGAGGCGUUUGAACAAUGAGCACAGCUCCCUUGCUGUAUUUGUGCGAGCUGAUUGUGUCUCUGGACAGAUGCACAGCUUCCCAAUUAACUGUAAUUAACCCCCUUCCCCUUCCGCCAGCUGUACACCGUGGUGCAGCAUGUGAAGCACUUCAAUGAUGUGGUGGAGUUUGGAGAAAAUCAGGAGUUCACAGAUGAUUUUGAGUACCUGGAGACGGGGCUGAAGAGCAGUCAGCCACUCAACACAAGAUGCCUUAGGUAAGUGGAAUAAGACACUUAAAGCAUCAUAGUGCUGACACCAAUGAAAGACAGCAGUGAGUAUACGCUGACACAUUUUCUUUCUAGUAGCAUGUUGAUGAUACUGGUUUGUACCAAGUACCUUCCUAAGCUGAUUGAAUGUUACAAGGGCCUGUCAUCUUAUGAAGAAGGAGUCAUUUUUCAAGCCUGCGAAUAAAGCAACAUGGAACAGCAACUUCCAUUGAUUAACAAUUUGACAUUUGUACAACAAUCCUCAGUUAAAUAAACAAAACAAUAUUAAUUUCCACAACAAGCAGAGAGGUUGAGUGAAUAAAGACAAAGAGAAACAGGCUUUGCCGUUCACAUUCAACCCUCGAACACCGACUCCGACUGUGUGUGAAUCUUCUGGAUGAAGAUCCGCUUCGGUUUGGUUGGUUGGUGAUGCUCUUUGGUUCUCAUUCAUUAACAAAAGUACAGUUUCUCUGAAAUAACACAAGGCAAGAACUACAGAGGCAGUAUCUCCCCUUUUCUAUCUGUGCCUCCACUUUUUCUGUUUACGUAUCUCUCUUCUAUCACUGUCUUUUGUUGGGGUGACUCACAAGAUAAAGCCUGUUUUUCUGUAGUCUCACAGAGCAUAAAGUCAUUCCGCUGUGAAAAUCGAAUCCACUCAGGAGAGACAACCUUAACUUCAGAAAAGUUUUAGGGCGUCCCGCCUUCUUUUCGAAGAUGUUUCUUGCUCUUUUCACUCCGAAAAAAAAGUGCCAAAAAAAAGAAAUAGAAGUUUUCGAAAAGAAACAUAUUGCAGAUAGAAAUCACAAACAGUGAUACUGUUAUGGGAGAAACCCACAUUUCAGUCUCUUUCAUCGUAGCCUUCAGCAGAAGACUGCUGUUGCUGCUUUGACCAAUCAUAUCUGCUAUUCUCCCUCUCUUUCUGCUGCAGUAUAAUCAGCCUGGCCACGCGGUGUGCCAUGCCAAGUUUCAGGAUGCACCUCCGAGCCAGAGGGAAAGUUGCGCAGGUCUUCAAAAUUCUCAGUGAUGCUCCACAACACCCAGUAAGAAAAACUUGUUCAUUUUCUUUUUAAUGACUGUUAAUUAAUUGCUGCUCUAAAUGAAAGUAAGUUUGAAAGUUUGCUGUGGGAGAUUUGUAUUUAUCCAUGCUCUUUAGCUGAUGGUCGUAACUUGUGAAUAACCUAAACAUUCAAGUAAUAAAUGACACCUCACUGACAUCAAAAGAGGUCCUUUGUCAUGCUAGAAGUAGCCCUAUUCUUUGAUUUAACAUGAUAUAAAUAGAUGUAAAUCUGCUCUGUCAUACUGAAGCCCUAAGCGGACAUGGUUUAUUUAUUUUUUUACCCCUGUUUUCUUGAGAUCACGAGAAAACUGUCUCGUAAUCCUGAGAAAGCAGGGGUAAAAAAAAUAAUAAUAAUAACCAUGUUCGCUUUGGGCUUCUGUACUGCUACCUUUAUCGCUUAAACAUGAGCCCGUAACACAAUAAGGUCUUUGCACAUAAUGUCACAAUUUAUUACAUAUGUCAAUUUUAUGUCGUGAACUUUUAUAACAUGCAAAUUUUUAUAUAAUGAGCCGUUAUUACAUAAUGAGUUGCUGCAUCCUCUAAGCCAUGACUGCUAAUGUUGAGGAAGCAGCAGGAAAGAGGCAUAGGUGUCCACAGAGUUCAACAUUGUGGCUGCAUUGCCUCACCUCUGUAUGCCCACAGCUACCCACACUUCAUUGUAAAAUCUGAUCUUUGUUUCUUUGUCAGAACCUUGCUCUGUGCACCGCUGCCCUGAUGUACAUUCUGAGCCGGGAUCGUCUUAACAUGGAUCUGGACAGGGCCUGCCUGGAGCUCAUGAUCAAGCUGCUCGAGCUCGACCAGGACUACUCUGCCCACCAGGACCAGCUCACUGCGAAGGAAGUGGAAAAGGUCAAAGAGAAAAUCAGGAAGCUGUGCGAGACGGUGCACAACAAACACCUCGACCUGGAGAACAUCACGGUGGGUUGUCUGUUUACUGAUAAAAAGUGUUAUGUACCUUCUCAACACACUCUUUAUGGAGUUCAUGAAACUGUUUUCCUAAACAAUUUAACAGAAGCCAUAUUUGUUUGAAAAAGGGCCCCGCUCUGUUACUCUGUGCUUCAUUUUAAUAUAUUUACCAUACAUCUUAUCGUAGAAAAUAAUGUUAUCCGCAUGUUGGCUAAACAUGGUUGUAUAUUUGCCAAACAUUUUUACAUAUUUUUGAUUUUACUUGUGUGAGACCAACAUAGAUGAUCAAUUAAGUGUGGAGAAGUGUCUUCAUUGCUGGUGAAUAUUGUCUAAAAAGCAAAAACACUGCAUACAAAAGAAUAAUUGGUCCUUUAAAGUCCCACUCCGAUAGUUUUUUUUUCUUUUUUUACUACUUAAAGUGUUAUCAGUUGUCUUAAAACUCUGAUUAUGAAGUUUUUAGCCAAAGUCACAUUACCUGUGUUGUUUCAAGGCUUUUCUCAUGCAGAGCUGGAGUAGCUCAUUAGUAAUUCGCCUCUGAGUCGUGGGUGGAGACAACGCUGUUCCGCACGCUUCUCCUCAAAUUAGCUUGCAGCCUAACAUUGCUGGUGUAGUAGAAGAAACAGGUAACAUAGGAGCUAUUCAGCUCUCGUACACCAAUAUCUUUAGGGGCAUAAUGAAAGUUAAUAUCAUGAUUAGCUUUCUUACAAGCAUUGCAAUCCACUAACGUAGACGCUUGUUCUACAAUCUUCCUCUCUAUUUCUCCAAGCCUGGCCUGCAUAGGGGGGCUUGAAUUGGUUACGUUGGAAAUGUACACUGAUCCCACCGGUUGGGUCUGCCAGAGAUUCACAGCAGUUUGAAAGAAAUACUCAGAAAUGCAAUUUCACACUUAGUUUUCUCAUGAUAUGUCCUCUACCAUUAGAAAAAUACCAUAUGAACAUGUAGACAACAAGAAAAACAUGAUUUUCAUCUGAUUGGGUCUUUAACAUCACAGUUUUAUCGUAAAAGUCAAUUUCAAGUGAUCUCACUCUUUGCUUAAAUUUAGUAAUGAGUGAUUUGAAAGUUGUACAAUCCUUAUCAUCCACUUUAUACGGAUAAGAAGCUUCGAGUAUAGAACAUUUAUUUACCACCUAUAUCAGGAACUAAAGACAGAAAUUGUGGUCAGAGUUUAAGAACUGUGCAUUUUUAACUUGUUUUUGUUGUUGCUUUUUGUAGACGGGCCACCUUGCUAUGGAGACAUUGCUCUCUUUAACCUCCAAGAGGGCCGGGGAUUGGUUUAAAGAAGAACUGCGGCUACUAGGAGGUUUGGACCACAUUGUAGACAAAGGUAGGUGUGUGGGAUGCAUAGUGCAAAAGUGGCACUAAGUGGGCGGUUUGCAAGGCUCUAUAUUUAUGUAUAUGUGCAAAGUUCAGCUUUACAAGUUCAAGUGUCACAGCUAUUUGCUUUCAUGUAGUCAUCCAGGAUGUAGUAAUCAAUACUGUGUUUGUGUUGUCUUACUACAGUUAAAGAGUGCGUGCAGAACCUGAGCCAAGAGGACGACAAGGAGAACCUCGUAGGGUCUUUAUGGGGGGCUGAGAGGUGUCUGAGGGUGCUUGAAAGCGUAAGUGCUGUUUUGUAGAGAGUGAAUGUCUAUUACACCAAAUUGUCAAGCUAGUAAAACUUAAAGACAAAAGUGGAGCGGUACAGAGAGCUGUGGAUUUGACAAAACUUUUGAUUGUGUAAAGCAGAGUGCCAUUUAUGAACCAUCAAACUUGAAAGUCGGCGAUCAAAAGCCUUAAGCCUUACGCCUUGUUCUUUCUGUCUUUCUUAACAACUUUUCGAGCCUUUCAUUGUUCUUUCCCCUCUAUUGAUUUUACUUCGUUUUCAUUUUCUGCCAUCAGGUGACAGUGCAGAACCCAGAAAACCAGGGUUACUUGAUCGCCUACAAAGACUCACAACUCAUUGUCUCCUCUGCCAGGUGAGGAGCAGAUACAGCUUGGAGCUGUUAUUGACUGGACACAGAGACACAUUGAGAAAGUCACUGAUAUAGCAACAGCUCAGUCUGUUCAUUUAUUACAACACAACAAACGUGUGUAGAAUUAAGACGAAUGAUAUUGGGGUUAAUUUGAUGAAUGAAUCAGAUUUUUCCUAACAUGAAAAAAAAAAACAGACCUUAUGGAAACAGAAAACAACACGGUUAGCUCCCUGAUUAGCAUGAAUGUCAGUAUUGGAGCCAGUGGAGAUGACUUAACCGCAGAUUAAGCUUGGAUUAAUGUUCCAGUAUUGCUGGACACGAGUUAGCAGUCUGGGUCCUGUCUAUGGUUAAUCUGUGUUUUUUAAUCCCCUCUCGAUGUUAACGUUCACAUUCACCCUCUUCUCUGAUUCACCGUAUUACCGUUUGUCUGGAAACUGUUCCUCUCAUUAGAUUUUACUAAAUAAUUUCUUGUAUUCUGUUUUUUUUCUCUCCUCAUCAGAGCUCUGCGGUACUGUGAGGACAUGAUCCAGCGGUACAGCAGGGCGUUAAACAACAGCUCUCUGUCGUUGUCCAGCACAGCCCUGCCCCACUGCAGCUUCAGUAAUGUGGGCAAGGCGGUGGAGGACUGCAUGAGGGCCGUCAUAGGAGUGCUGCUCAAUCUCACACAUGAUAAUGGUAUUUUUAUUUAUGGCUUGAUGUUUUCAUGUGAUUCCUUGUUUUUGUUUGGUACUUACUUUGACAUACUGAAGUGAACAACACCAAUGUUAGAGUCAUUUUAAUUCAUUUAGUUAAACAGACUUGAAGUUUAUUGUUUAUUUUUUACUUAAAGGGAUCCCUGUUAGCUGACACCAAGACGACAGCUAGUCUUCCUGGGGUCCAGACAAUAUAUACAAAACACAAUAUUUACAAUCUCCAUUACUCACAAUUCAGUUCAUUCAACUUUAUUUAUAAAGCACAUUUCAUGCACAAGUCAAACUCAGUUAUAUAAAAAUCAAUUAGAAAUCAAUAUGAGUGUAAGUGCAAGUAGACAACUUUAUUGCUUGCACACUUAAACUGCGCCUGCACUCACACGUGGAGACAUGCAUAUGCACACACAUACACACACACACACACACACACACACACACAGUUCAACAGAAAGCUGUAGAAAAAUGGUUUUUAAUCUGUUUUUAAAGACGGUUACUGAUGUGGCAUGUCUAACUGUGUCAGGCAGGGUGUUCCAUUCUUUUCACAAUGUCAAUUAAAAGGGAAAAAAACAACUCUGAAAGUGAAAAAUAAAAACAAUAAAUAAGGAAAAGCAACAUACCUUUUAUGUAUCACAUGACAAAACCUUGUUUAAUCAAUAAUCAAGAUGAUAUUCUGGUGUUGAAGUGUAUCACAAAGGCUCAUGGAGUCUCCUGUAAUAUGUAAUACUUAGUGCUCAGCAGGAAAUUGUAUGAAAAAGUAGCACUGUAGGUCAACAUUGAUGCUCUCUUUGUCUGCAGAAUGGGGGAGCACAAAGACAGGCGAGCAGGAACAACUCAUAGUGACAGCUCUGAAUUGCGUCCUUCGAGUUCCACGCUACAUCCCCCAGGAGCAGCGCUUCGAUGUCAGAGUACUGGUGAGACACACUGGAAUAGAACCAAAGACUAUCAGAUUAGACAUUUAACUAAUGUGCUUUUUCUUUGUUCCCGGCAGUUUAUUGUGUCUUAUUUGUAUAUUUUGUUUUUGCACACCAGGGUCUCGGUUUAUUAAUUAACCUCGUGGAGUACAGCUCCAGAAACCGCCACUGUCUGGUGGACAUGGAGUUCACCGUUGAAGACACCUGUCUGGAAGACAGCCUGAUCCAGCCUGCUGACCCGACACAAGCCGACACAGCAGCAGUGUCAGCACCACCGAGCACAGCGGAGACUCAGGGAGACACCGAUGACAAGCCUAAAUCCACCGGUGCAUUGGCUGCUCUGGUUAAGGUAGGAAUUGAGCCGUAACUCAUUAUUGAAUACUUUUGCUGUUAUUUGGGGAUUUUUUUUGUCAUGGCCGCGGGGUUUUCUUCUCUGAUUUCUUUUGAAGAAACAUUGUGAGCACUCAUGAGGAAAAAUCAAUGCUUUUUCUUUCUCUUCAAAGGAACCCUUUGUGGUUUAUGAACAGGUGAACCGGUGUUCUGCCUGUGUUCUCAGGGCGAUAGCAGAAAGAACCUUUGCUACAGUGAUUAAUAUGGAUGAUGCAGUUUUGCUGAAUCAUCAUUUAAAUUCUCCCUCUGUGCGAGAUACCCUUCCACACAACCCUGAGGUGUAACCCGCUGUGCAUUUUAAGUCAACACAUCAGUCUUGAGUUGCAAAUGAAAGUAAUGGGCAAGUGUAAAUCGAUGCAUAGUCACUUGUGGAUUGGAGUUUGAAGAUAAAACGGUCAUUAUUUAUGUUGUUUUUCAUAAUUAUUAAUACUUUUACCAAAGUCCUUGCCCAACUGGCUCAUUAGUGCAAAGUUUUGUGAAAGCUUAAAAGGAACUUUAGAGAGCAAAUUGGUGAUUAACUUUAAAAUUACCUUUCACUUUCGAUACUUGGAGGCUUCUCCCAGAGUUUCUGGCACACACAGUUCCUCUCUGACCUUGCCGUAAAGAAAUACCUCGGCUAACUGCUUAACUGCUGUUCUCUCAUUCCCUUUGAAUAAUUCAAAUCUCUCGUGUUUGUGUUUUGGAGCUCACAAGUGUUUUUUAUUUCCUCUCUAAAUCCUAGCUGUUCCUGGAGAGGGAGCGUGCCGCCAUCCUGGCUGAGGCGAAGACUGAUGACCUCAUCAGCGAGGCACCCAAGCCGGCACUGGACCAAAGCGGCGAGUGGCAGGAGACGUCGGGAGAGAUCCAGUGGGUGGCAGCUGAAACCAACGACAGCCAAGCUGAGAAUAAAGAGAGCGAGAAGAAGGAGGAGGAGGAUGAAGAGUUGGACCUAAAUAAAGGUAGACGUGUGUGUUUGAAGUUGUGUGUGUGUGUGUGUUUAAAAAGGAGCUGUUUUUAGCUUUGGUUAAAAUCGUACUUGGAACAAAUGAGGGUAAUUUUGCACAUAUGAUUCUCACAUGAAACUCCUCAGGAAAGCAUGAGCAGGUUUUGAAAGCUGGGUUUUUCUGUCAUACAUGGUCUUCAUAAAAAACACUCUUGGUUAAAAGGUCUUAACAGUAUGUGUGCACACUGAGUGAGAGUAGUUAGUUACUUUUGUAGUGAUGGACACAUUAUAAAAGGAUGGUGUUGGGCGGUAUGAACAAAAUCUCGUCACGGUAUGAGUAAUUUCAUAUCACCGUAACGGUAUAUAUCACGGUAUGUUUUUUUUCCCCCCUGCAGAUUCAAUAAUUGCCUAAAAAAAAAAUAACCAUACUGCCGCAUUUGUUCAUUUUUCUUUUAUUUUUAAACUCGGAUUUGUAAACAAAUGCGAACAAAAUGCCAGACUAGUCUGGCGAUUUUUAUCAUGUGGCGUACCUUUGGCGAAAGACUCUGCCAAGCUCUCUUUGUAUGAGAGGAGCUGCUUCAGUUUUUGGUGCAGCAGGUGCGCCACACAUCUUUUGGCUCUCAUAAUAGAGCUUGGUGUGUUUCAUCUUUCGGUGGUGGAAGAGGUUGCAGGUGUUUCCACCUCCAGCAACAACAGCCACUCGACACUCUUUGCAUCGUAUUGUUUUCUGAUUGUUGUCGCAUUUUCUAAAUGUGAAGAAUCUCACAACGGAAACACACCCAAACGGAUGCGCUCCGGCUUUCCUGUUAGCGAGCGCCGACAACUACACACUGACUCAGAGAGAUGCAGCAGACAUCUGCUCUCUCUCUCUCUAAGGUAUAAACGGUAUACCAAAAUUUCUACCGGUAGACACUUUUAUACCGUCACAUGGUGUAUAUACUGUCAUACCACCCAACUCUAUCAACAGACCAUACAUGGUUUUUGAUAACACUUUCAUUUUUUUCUAUUCUACUUUGUAGUUUUUUAUUUUAUGUAAUUAACAAAACAAUUAAUCAGGAAAGUAACUGGCAAAGUCCUUGUAUAAUUCUUGGGCUCUAAUAAAAAAGGAUAAACGCUGAAUGAGGAGGCCCCACCCCUCUUUACUCGUAAGUUACAUCACCUACCUCCACAACCCAGAUGUCAUCGCCAUCUCCAACAGACCCAGGUUCUAUUUAGCGAGCUUCAUGUACUGAUGAUACGAAACACAUUUUUCUUUGUUCUGUACUUUUUGUACUUUUCUUGCAGCGCAGCCUCCAAUAAGCUCGAUACAACAGUGGGGACUUAUUGGCACUAUUAGCGGCUUUCACUGAAUGUUUUAGCCACGGUGCAGCUUGUUGGGUAACUGAGCGGUGAAUUACAGCGACAGAAAAAAUCUCUCUCAGGGGAUUUUAAAUCAGAUUCUGUUCUGCAGCUCAGAGCAGAAGAGUUUGCAACCCUCUCCUCCAGAAGAAGUACUGUUUGUUGAUAUCCUCAAUCUUUUUUUUUUCCCUCUCCCUUCUCCCUUGUGUUUACUGUAGCUCUGCAGCACGCAGGCAAGCAUAUGGAGGACAGUAUUGUUGCCUCCUACACCGCUCUGCUACUGGGCUGCCUCUGCCAGGGCAGCCAGGUGAGAAUAUCAGGCAGACACACAAUAUGAAGGCAGAUCAUUUUUCCACUCAGAGAUACUCACAUUGUUGCUCACACACCUCUCUGUCCGCCUCAGAUAAAUGUGACUACUGUGAGAGAGCAUCUACCUAAAGGGGAUUUCUCCAUCAUGACAGAAAUGCUGAAGAAGUUCUUGAGUUUCAUGAACCUCACGGUGAGUGUCGUCAACGUAAUAAUGAAAGAAAGAAGAUGGAAACACUUGAGUGAUAAUGUAAAUAGCUAAACAGAAGCCCUCUUUUUCAUGUAAUUGAGAGUACAGAUGAGGUUUUUUGUAAAACUCUAAAAAUAUUGAUGAGAUCCAUAGCUCCAGGCAAUCUGAAUUGAAGUAACUCAAAGACCUUUUAAUUGGAUCCUUUGAGCAAAAGCAGUUUUCUAAGGUGUUAAGGUCUGAAUCAAACAAACCGGAUUUUAUGCAGCCAGCAAACCAGAGCAACAUCAGAUAUCCUCUUUUUGUUUCUUGCAUAGUUGGAGGGUUUGCAGCCUUUUGUGCACAGUCAUUUAGCUUCCUUAUGAGUAAACCCUGUAAUUAGAAAGAACUGGAAGCUUUUAUUUCACUUAAUUUCAUUAACAGAGUGCAAAACGCUUAAUUUAGUGAAAUAGAUGGGAAUAUUAAAAUAAGGAGAAGAGGCUGUCUGAGUGUCACUUGUUUGAAAUACCUCUCGACAGCCUCUCAGUUCAGUGCCUCGAGUGGCACAAAGCUGUGACGUAAAACGACUCUGUGAUCAAUAAAUUGUCAUCAAUGAAAGAGCCCUCAGCUGUCAAGUCAAAUAAAAAUGAUGAUCUUAAAAUAUUUCCAGCAUUAAUAUUGAAGUGAAGAAUUACAGUCGCAGAUGUGCAUUUUGGAAAAAAAAGCUUUGAAUAUGACUCAUCUUGUCAGAAGUGAAGCCCGGAACCAUCUGUUCCAUAAAUAUUGUCUUUCCAAAUGAACAGAGGCUCAAAAUCGUUGUUUUUGCCUCACAACAGAAAAAAGGAACAUGUUCGCUCCCUCUCACUCUUCUCUUUCUCUCUCCGCUUUCUCUUCACACAGUGUGCAAUGGGCACCACAGGACAGAAGUCCAUCUCGCGGGUCAUCGACUACCUGGAGCACUGUUAACAGACAGCCGACUCACACUCUGCACAUUAAAGGGAUCCCAGGCUACUCCUAAUGCACAACCCCAAACAGACAGGAACCCCAAGAAGGGGUCAUUGGAGGUUCAACAGCAUUCCCAUUACUCCCACUGAUCCCCCCAAAUGCUGUGAUCACCCUGAAUUCUCACUGACAGAGGCAUCUCUCUCUGGAGCACAGCCUGAACCAAAGCCCGAGUAGCUCACAAACAUGCAGAUUUCUUCAGUUUUAACUCCCGUCACAUUCAGAGUCAGAUCUAGAUUCGUCCUCAGGUAACUGGGAAUCAGGCAGAAGGUCAGCUUAGGUUCAUAAUAAUCUGUAGAAUGUCAAAUAUUAACAUGGGCUGAAAGCUGGUCCUGAAAUCUCCCAAAAGGUCUUGACGGUAAGAGGAAAACGCGACAGCCUCGUCUGUCCCUGGUCGCUCAGCUGGAGAGUGAACACCUCCUGAAUCAGAUUUUAUGGAUCGUCACAUUUUAAUCUCGACUCAUCCGCAUCAAAGCCAAGGGUGAAAUCAUUAAUUAGCAUGAAAAACAAUCAUCUUCAUGGGUGUUAGAAUGAUGUCUCUAUGUGUAAACUUGUGUGAUACGAUUGUGAAUGCUUUCAUCCAUUUUGACUUACACGUUUGCAGUUGGCUUGAAUGUUUUAAGGGAAAGAGAGCAUUUUUAAGCUUUUUGAUUUCAUGUCCUCACCGUUGCCCGUUCAUUAUGUAAAAUUCACCUCGAUAAGUUGUAUAGGCGCUCUUUCAUGUUUUAAAACCCUUUUAUUUCCUCGAGGGCAUUUUUUUUUUUCUUCGUCUUAAUCAUGACAAACUUUUAAAGAAACCAGGACAUGACAUGCGGAUUAGAAUUAGUGGUCUUUUAUUUGACUCAAGAGAAUUUGUAAAUUAUUGUGAAUCAUAGAUUUCCUUUCCAGUCAUUUUCCAUUUGAUCAUAUUUUAGCUGAGAUCUUCUAAACUUCAAUUAUCCACCAGUAUGAAAUGAGAGCAACACUCAUAAAAGUACAACAAAUGUGAUGAAUUACCACAAAAUAAUGGUGUGCUUCCUUUUGAAUUUGUAUUGAAGUUGAUUUUUUAAAAAAUGUAUUUAAUUUAAGUCUUUCUUAUGUUUUGAGAACAUUAAGUUUUUACCCAGUUCUUCUUUGUUUCUUUUAAUUAUAUCCCAUGUGAUUACGCUCAGUCGCUGGACUUAGUAAGUUUAUGUGAAAGAAUUGGCGAAACUUUUACGUCAUUGUAGACUCAUGCAAAUUUUCACCCAAAUAUGCUGCAUUGAUGAAACGUAUAGUGAUAUUGGAGUUACCUGAUACUCCCUUUAUGUCCAGCUAACUGUAGCGUCAUGGUUUCCUUCUUAACUGUAUCAUGAUGUGUCUCUGUAUAGGACUUCACAUUUUAAGCUCCCAUUUAUUUAUUCUUUUUAGUGUCAUUUUUACCUGUAACAAUGCCUCCGCCUUGUACUGCUCACACGUACGAUCACUGAUUUGAAUGACAGCCAUAACUGUUUUAAGCAGAUUAGUUUUGAUCUGGUUUGUAGGGCUGCAGUGGACAAGACUGCAACUGUGUUUACUGUUAAUUACUUUGCAAAAUUUCUGCUCUGAAUGGUAUUUUAGACUGUAAAUACUCCUGUACAUAGCCGUCAAUGGAAAAUGCUUAGACUACUUUUUUCCCUGGAGCUGAUAUUUUUAUUUUAUACAAUAUUUCUGAGUUGUCAUUUGAUGAAAUUGCAGGAAGAGUGAAAAAAAAAAACAGUUUGUACCCAUUUCAAGGACACUGUCUUUGGUUACAUGUAAAUAGUUGUAUCUGAAAAAGACAAAAAAGUUGCUACUUUGAGUACACUCCCUAUGCGUUUUCUUUUUUGAACCAAAGGGGGGGGGAUGUCUUUUUUAUUUACACACUUGUAAGUUGAAUUUUUUUAUGCAUUCAGAGCUCUGGGAGGUAAACACUUUCCCAUACUGAA